Messenger RNA from Sipha flava (yellow sugarcane aphid), 2509 nucleotides. It is a transcript of the gene Snx6, whose product is annotated as sorting nexin-6. Gene Ontology annotation, biological process: phagosome-lysosome fusion involved in apoptotic cell clearance. The coding region runs from base 1142 to 2509 and encodes 455 amino acids. The record is from RefSeq and is a predicted model, not a curated record. NCBI's taxonomy places the organism in Eukaryota, Metazoa, Arthropoda, Insecta, Hemiptera, Aphididae. Gene Ontology annotation, molecular function: phosphatidylinositol binding. The transcript has 14 exons.
UAGCUAUUUAGUUUUAAUGCAUACAUUUGUACAUAAAACGGCUUCAUUGUUAAAAUGUUACCGAUGUAGGUAUGAUGUUGUUCAAAGAUGAUUUAUUUUUAUUAAUCGUGGCUGCAUCAAGUUCAUUUUUCAGAUUUCAGUUUUUUUCGUAAAUUAUUUUCUGAUCAUCACCAUUUGUGCGGUAAAAUGAUUUUGUCGACGUUUUUAUGUACGUUUAAUCGCUGGCCCUAGACAAAGUACAGAUCACAACGUACACGUGUCGGUUUCGCGAUAGGAAACGGCCGUGAACAGUGACCGCGCGCUUCGGUCAAGUGUCGCGACAAGUUAUUAACGUUGUUGUACGAUUUUGUACGACGCGGUAAUGUUUUGUUUUCCUCCCAUCCCGUCUACCGUGCAAACAGUAAUAACAAUAAUUAUCAAUGGGCGAUCACAGCGCAAUGACGGGCGAGCGAUACGGAACCCGACGGUCGGGUGUUGGCAGCGCUGCCUGAUGCGUCCGUGGACGACUACGACGACGACGACUACGACGACGACACCGGAGAUAACAUCGCGUAACAAUAAUAAUAUCAGCGGACGCCACACAAUCGGGUGGGCGUGUUGGCAUACGUAGUGCAGACCGCUUCACUCUUAUCAUAGUGCCGUACCGUACGCCGUGCCACAGCUCGGGAUUCGCAGAACGCGUUCCGACGACCGUAAAAAAUAAUUUCAAUUAACCAACAGUGCAAUAUUAAUAUUAAUAAUAACAACAAUAAUAAUAAUUAUAACAAUAAUUAUACCGUCUGAUUACCGUUUCGCAAAUUGUUUUUCUCGUUCGAACGCGACGCUGCGAUAGCGAAACGAACCGUUUCGCCAAUGUGUCGCGAGUGAACAACAGCCGUACGUACAGCUGAGCGUUUUAUGGUUUAAUAACCGCACGUCGAACGUUCAGUACCUAUCGUCGCCGAAUGCGACGACAAUUUUGACAAACGUUUACGCGUAAGGAACACGGCUAACGUCUCAGCACUUCCCGUCCGUCUCUUGCUGUGUCCGCCGCCGCUGUGUUGUACGGCUUCGCGUCAUCACGUGCACUGGGAAAACUCUAUACGCGAGGGUGCCGUUCGCUUGUUCUUCUCGAAACUUCAAAGUUACACAUCCAAACAUAAUGCUUUCUGAUGAGUUUGAUGUGGAAGAUAACAACUCACAAAGUGAUCUGUUAAACGAAGAUCUUAUGACUGAAGGAAGUAAUUCAGAAAAUGUUGACUUAAGCGAUAAUUCUUUACAAGUUGUUAUUUCUGAUGCAUUAAGUGAGAAGGACAGAGUAAAAUUCACCGUUUUGUCUAAAACUACAUUGCCAGAUUUUCAAAAGUCAGAAUUUUCUGUCGUGCGACAACAUGAAGAAUUUAUUUGGUUACAUGAUCAGUUUGAAGAAAAUGAAGACUAUGCAGGAUUUAUUAUUCCUCCUGCACCUCCACGGCCAGAUUUUGAUUCUUCAAGAGAAAAGUUACAAAAAUUGGGUGAAGGAGAAGGUACAAUGACUAAGGAAGAAUUUAUGAAAAUGAAAAAAGAAUUAGAAGCUGAGUACUUAGCCACAUUUAAAAAGACUGUUGCCAUGCACGAAAUGUUCCUUUCACGACUUGCUCAGCACCCGGUUUUUCGCUAUGAUACAAAUUUUCGAGUAUUUUUAGAAUAUGAUCAAGAUCUUGCUGUUCGUACUAAAAACAAAAAGGAACUUUUUGAGGAGAUUAUGAAAUCUUUGUCUAAAACCACUGACGAAUAUCUUCUUUCUGCAACUGUAAGAGAUGUUAAUGAUUUUUUCGAACAAGAAAAAAAUUUCCUCAUAGAUUAUUAUGGACAUUUAAAAGAUGCAACUAUGAAAUCAGACAAAAUGGUUAACAAGCAUAAAGAUGUGGCUGAUAGUUAUAUUAAAAUAUCAUCAUGUUUAGUUCAAUUAUCUACUUUUGAUCAUAGAGAACUAGAUUGGUUUCUAAACCGAUUUUCAGAAACAUUGGAAAAACUUAGAAAAGUAGAAGGAAGAGUGGCAUCAGAUGAAGAUCUUAAACUAUCAGAUACAUUACGUUAUUAUGUAGGGGAUUCAUUUGCUGCUAAACGCUUAUUAUACAGGCGAUUACGUUGUUUAGCAAACUAUGAAACAGCCAAUCGAAAUUUAGAAAAAGCUAGAGCAAAAAAUAAAGAUGUUCAUGCAGCUCAAGAAGUUUAUGAUGCAGAAGCAACACAGCAAUUAUCAUGUGAAAAAUUUGAAGUAAUGUCUGAUAAAGGAAAAGAAGAAUUAAUUGACUUUAAAGCAAGGAGAGUGUCAACUUUCAAUAAAAACUUAUUAGAACUAGCUGAAUGGGAAAUAAAACAUGCCCAGCAUCAAAUAGACAUUCUAAAAACUAGUCUCGAAAUGAUAAAUAGUGAAGAAAAGAAAUCAACACUUAACGUCGAGUUGGCACGAAGUUAUCACGGGAGCAAUUGUUUUAAUUUAUUUAUGUCUAUGAAUUUAAAUAAUUUAUUUGUAAGUUUCAAUUAA